AAACUGAAAAAUUCAAAUUUGCUUUCCCGGCUUUGCCCUGAAGACGUCUAGCGGAUGAAAAGGUAACCUCAAAAAUCGUCUGCUUUCUCUAUUGACAACUCACGAUCGGAAAUUUUUUCAGCUAAAACAAGAGUAAGAUGGAUCGGCCUACGAGAGAGUUUGCCUUACAACUAAUGGCAUCUAAAGAAAAAAUGGAAUCGGAACUUGUAGAGCUCUUGGAUGUUUUGAAGUCGAAUAACACAGACAUGACUGCUCCUCUUGUGGAUAAUGAAGGAUUUCCACGCUCAGAUAUUGAUGUGUAUCAAGUUCGAACUGUGCGUCAAAAAGUGAUAUGCCUUAGAAAUGACUUGAAGAACUUAACCAAUCAGAUUGAAAGUGUUCUGCAUAACCUUCAUGCACAGCAGAGAGAAGGUGCUGGAAUUGAUGAAAACAGCAAGACAUCUUUCUUGAAUGAAUAUGAUGAGCACACAGUCCCUUUUGCCAAAAUAGGAGCAGUAACUGAAGGAUCCCCAGCAGAAAAAGCAGGGCUUAAAGCCGACGAUCUCAUCCUUGGAUUCGGAUCAUUACGAGCCAGUAACUUUAGCAGUUUGAAAGAUGUGGCACAAAUUGUUCAGCACAGACUGGAAUGUGAAAUCCCUCUUUGCAUUCGGCGAAUGGAGGUACUCAUGCAAAUCACCCUUAUUCCUAAACCUUGGAACGGUAAAGGUUUUCUUGGAUGCGUGGUAUUGCCUUUUGAUACCGUAGACCGUUAAAACAAUAAUUUGUAAUUACAAACAAUACAUUUUUCACCGUUAACUGUUUCUCAUAAUUAAAGAGGUUAGGCUGGA
Daphnia pulex (common water flea) is the source of this 827-nucleotide messenger RNA. Its product is annotated as 26S proteasome non-ATPase regulatory subunit 9-like. Lineage: Eukaryota; Metazoa; Arthropoda; Branchiopoda; Diplostraca; Daphniidae. Gene Ontology annotation, cellular component: cytoplasm; nucleus. Bases 138 to 752 code for a protein of 204 amino acids. Gene Ontology annotation, molecular function: protein binding. The transcript is spliced from 5 exons. Gene Ontology annotation, biological process: proteasome regulatory particle assembly. The record is from RefSeq and is a predicted model, not a curated record.